This is a messenger RNA of Nymphaea colorata (pocket water lily), 2124 nucleotides long. Its product is annotated as pentatricopeptide repeat-containing protein At2g20540-like. The record is from RefSeq and is a predicted model, not a curated record. The coding region runs from base 273 to 1931 and encodes 552 amino acids. Gene Ontology annotation, biological process: RNA modification. Gene Ontology annotation, molecular function: protein binding; RNA binding. The transcript has a single exon. NCBI's taxonomy places the organism in Eukaryota, Viridiplantae, Streptophyta, Magnoliopsida, Nymphaeales, Nymphaeaceae.
GUUUUGUUGAUUUCUAUCUAAUUGAAUUCUGAUUCUGUUGCUUAUGCAUUCUCCUAUCCGGACUUGAUCCUGAUACCCUAUGGAUAGGUGAGCAUGUUUUCUCGACAUUUCACAUUCAAAAUCUUUCGCUUCCAAUAUCCUUCAAAUUAUCGUUUCACCAGCACAGAGAUAAAAUUGCUUCCCAACUUCCAUUCCACAAAUUCGUAGCGUCUGAAAGCAAGAUCCAGAGCAUAUCUGAAAUCUACCUGCGCAGCACCUCAGCUGUUUCACCAAUGCUGGUGAUGCAGAUGAAGUUCACCAUAUCUGCUUGCACUGUGCAGUCCGUUCCUCCUCACUCUCUCGCCACCAAUCCUUCCAUUCUCUCCCUCUUCCUUCAAUGCCAACACCAAAACCAUCUCCACCAAAUCCAUGCGCACUUCAUCAAGACCAACAACUCCAACAACAAGUUCUACGUUUCCAAACUCCUCUCUCUCUACACUCAGUUUGAUCUCCUCCAUCAUGCCCGCCUUCUGUUCAACCAAACAAGAAAACCCAACACCCUCUUAUGCAACAUGCUCAUGAAGGGUUAUGAGCAACAUGGUCUCUUUGAUGAGAUACUGCAUCUCUAUCUCCAUAUGCUACAGGAAGACAUCAAGCCUGACUUUUUCACCUUCCCUUUAGUUUUCAGGUCUUGUGCGAGCUUGUCUGCUUUGGAAUUUGCUCUGUCCACUUAUUCUCGUGCCUUCAAAUCUGGUCUUGAUUGCAAUAUCUAUGUGCAGAAUUCUGCCAUUGGUGCGUAUUGCGGGCUAGGUUAUGUAGGUCUUGCGCGCCAAGUGUUUGAUGAAAUGUCUGAACCGGAUGUUGUCUCUUGGACGACGUUGAUUUCAGGUUAUUGUCAGGUGGGAGAUGUAAACAAUGCCGGGUUGCUGUUUGGAUUGAUGCCGGAGAAGGAUGUGGUUGCGUGGGGGGCUAUGAUCAGUGGAUAUGCUCAGAAUGGAUACCACAAUGAAGCUUUGUCUUCCUUUGUUGAGAUGCUUGAAGAGGGCGUAGAAGCUACUGAGUUUGCUAUAGUGAGUGCUCUGUCUGCUUGUUCAAACUUGGGAGUUUUAAAACUGGGCUUGUCUAUUCAUGGAUAUGUGGUGAGACGUGGCUUGGAGUUAUCUGUGUUCAUGGGGACUGCUCUAAUUGAUAUGUUUUGCAAGUGUGGAGAUACAACCAGUGCGCUCACCAUUUUCAAUCGAAUGCAUGAAAAAAAUUCAGCUUCAUGGAAUGCCAUCAUUGGAGGCUUUGCCAUGCAUGGACAUGCUGAGGAGGCAAUAGAGAUGUUUGUUCAGAUGGAAGAAAAGCAGGCAAUGCCGAACGCUAUCACGUUGUCUAAUGUUCUAUGUGCCUGCACACAUGCAGGACUGGUCGAGGAGGGCCGGCAUUACUUCGAUUACAUGAUAAAUAGAUAUGGAAUUGAACCAAAUGUUGAUCAUUAUGGAUGCAUGGUGGACCUCCUAGGCCGUGCUGGGUGCGUGAAUGAGGCAUAUGAGCUUAUUAGAUACAUGCCGAUGGAGCCAAAUGAAGUAGUGUGGGGAGCACUGUUAGGCGCUUGUAGAAUUCAUGGUAAUCUUGAUCUUGGGGAGAUUGCACUUGAGAAGCUUAUAGAGCUAGAUCCACGGAACAGUGGGAACUAUGUGCUUCUUGCCAAUAUGUAUGCUGAACUUGGUAGGUGGGAGGAUGCUGACCGUGUCAGAGCUGCUAUGAAGGAAAGUGGGGUGACUAAAACGCCUGGGUAUAGCUCCAUUGAAGUGAAUGGCUUAGUUCACGAGUUUCAUGCCAGAGAGUGGUGCCACCCUGAUUCUACUGAAAUUUAUGAAGUUUUAGCAAUGCUAACUGAUCACCUGGGGACAUCUGGUUAUAAGCCGAGGAUGAACCGUUACAAGAAUUCUGAAGAGGAUUGCUCUUAAAUUGACCGUUUCGUGUAAAACAGAGCAGGUCUGGAUUGCCAUCAAUGCGGCAGAACUCGACAGUUUGUUGGAAACUGUGGAAGACAGUCCUAGAGGAAAUUGAGAGCAAACUAUUUGUCUUAGUUCCCACCUGUUCCCAGUGAAAUACUUAGUGCUUAACUCUAAUAAUAAGUAUCUUAAGCCUAGUACUGGA